Messenger RNA from Paraglomus occultum, 222 nucleotides. The record is from the annotation of a GenBank genome assembly. Lineage: Eukaryota; Fungi; Glomeromycota; Glomeromycetes; Paraglomerales; Paraglomeraceae.
AUGGAUCCUUGCAUAGACUCUUACCAACACACAGAAGGCCCUGACGACGCUCUCGUUCGCUCGCUAGUUUUCGAUUAUCUAAUACACAACUGCUACGGCGAAACUGCAAAAGCAUUUUUCAAAGACAGGCAGGAAAUCGAGGGAGACGGAUAUGGGGAGAGGCUGUUCUGGGAAAAUGACGGCGAAUGGACUGGUGUAGGAACUGAAACAGGAAAGGGAACC